Molecule: messenger RNA, 2278 nt
Organism: Populus euphratica (Euphrates poplar)
Lineage: Eukaryota; Viridiplantae; Streptophyta; Magnoliopsida; Malpighiales; Salicaceae
Product: OBERON-like protein
Exons: 3
Coding region: 287-1978 (563 amino acids)
Biological process (GO): maintenance of shoot apical meristem identity; root meristem specification; maintenance of root meristem identity
Cellular component (GO): nucleus
Source: RefSeq, a predicted model, not a curated record
UCUCUCUCUCACAUUGUCCAGUCUUGUCCCUGGGUAAAGUCGUCGGUUUGUUCCUGUCAUCUGUAGUCAAGCCUCAACACUGGAGGACAAAAUGGUAAAGAUGCUGAUUCAAUGAUCUCUCUGCUUUCUUGUAAUCCUUGUUGAUCGAUGCCUGUUUCCUUCAUCUCUUCCUCCAUCGAUCCAUUUGGCCUCGUUUCAUCAGGUCUCUCUCUCUCUCUCUCGUGCUGUCUUUCUUUUUAUUAGCUUCUGUUUGGUUGCUUAGAGAACAGGAAGAAACCACUAAUUGAUGGGCACAUCAUCUGGUUCUAACAUUCAUCACCACCCUUCAUCAAAAAUGCUUCCUCCACGACAGCAACCGCGUGCAGCUGGACUGCAAACAUCACUGUCCUUGGUGUCUUCUGAUCCUCGCUUGUCUCCUGAUGCACAGGAACUGAGAUCUAACUCUGAUAAUAUUCGUGAAUCACCUACUGAAAGUGCUAGUUCACGAGAAACUUGGCCCACUGCUGAUGCCAUGAUGACAAAGAAGAUGGAGAAUGGCAAGGCGGAGAAUGAUUGCCCUGAACAGUCUGUCAUUCGUCGUGUCUCAGUUGCAGAUAAGAUAACUCUUCGUGACAUAGCUAGGGAACGAGUUGAUGUGAUUUCUGAAAAGAUGCAUCAUCUACCUGAUGAUUUUCUUGAUGAGCUAAAGAAUGGUCUCCGGGUUAUCCUUGAAGGGAGUGGUGGUUCACAGCACAGAGAGGAAUUUUUGAUUUUGCAGAAGCUUGUUCAGAGUAGAUCUGAUUUGACAGCAAAGACAUUGAUUAGAGCACACCGAGUACAACUUGAAAUACUCGUUUCAAUAAACACUGGAAUUCAGGCUUUUUUGCAUCCAAGUAUAAGUCUUUCCCAAACUUCCCUGAUUGAGGUCUUUGUGUUUAAGAGAUGCAGAAAUAUAGCAUGCCAAAACCAGCUUCCAGCUGAUGACUGUACCUGCGAAAUAUGUGCCAACAAAAGCGGUUUCUGCAAUCUCUGCAUGUGUGUGAUCUGUAACAAGUUUGAUUUUGAAGUGAACACGUGCCGUUGGAUUGGUUGCGAUUUGUGUUCGCAUUGGACUCACACGGAUUGUGCUAUUCGUGAUGGGCAAAUUUGUAUGGGCCCAUCUGUUAAGAGUGGAGCUGGCCCAACUGAGAUGCUUUUCCGUUGCCGAGCCUGCAAUCGAACAUCUGAGCUCUUGGGUUGGGUGAAAGAUGUUUUCCAACACUGUGCACCAGCAUGGGAACGAGAGGCCCUUGCGAGGGAACUUGAUUUUGUUAGUAGAAUCUUCCGAGGAAGUGAAGACAGUAGAGGGAGGAAACUCUUUUGGAAGUGCGAGGAACUUAUUGAGAAAAUGAAGGGUGGACUUGCAGAGUCAACAGCUUGCAGGGUGAUAUUAAUGUUCUUCCAAGAGCUCGAGGUGGACUCUCCAAAGAGCCUUGAAAAUGGGGAGGGUGGGAGGCUGAUAGCCCCGCAGGAGGCAUGCAACCGAAUUGCUGAAGUGGUGCAAGAGGCCAUAAGGAAGAUGGAGAUGGUAGCUGAUGAGAAAAUGAGAAUGUUUAAGAAAGCACGCAUGGCUCUCGAGGCAUGUGACCGCGAGCUGGAGGAGAAGGCCAAGGAAGUGGCAGAACUAAAGCUUGACAGGCAAAAAAAGAAGCUACAGGUUGAAGAGCUUGAGAGAAUUGUGAGGCUUAAGCAGGCAGAGGCUGACAUGUUCCAGCUCAAGGCCAACGAAGCAAAACGAGAGGCUGAGAGGCUGCAGAGAAUCGGUCUUGCUAAGACAGACAAAUCAGAGGAAGAAUAUGCUAGCAGUUACCUCAAGCUUCGUUUAAGUGAAGCUGAGGCAGAGAAGCAGUAUCUGUUUGAGAAGAUUAAGCUGCAGGAGAGUUCGCGUGCAUCACAAGGCAGUGGUGGGGCUGACCCUUCACAGGUGUUGGGCAUAUUCCAAAAUCCACGAAAUUUUUAACGGCUACGAUGUCCUCCCAAAGACAGAAGCACAGCCAAACGAGCGCCACCAUUUCAGGACAAAUCCCUGAGCAAAAAUGUCUUUUGCCGAGUUAAAGUUUGAUUAAGAUGUUUAGAAAUGUCGCUCUCUUGCUGAACGAGUGUGACUCUUGCCGAACAAGUGUGAAUGAAAUGCUAUUUGGAUUGAUUUCAACCUUGUAAUUUUUAAUUGGCGAGUCGGUGGAACCGAUUCGAGUUGUAAGUUGCUUUUACACUUGUGCAUAAAUAUGUAGUUUUCGCGCAUGCAUGCUGGAAAGUUCUC